UAAUUUUUAAUUUGGAAUUCUAAAUUCAUAAAUUUAAAAUGGAAAAAGAGACGAUUAAAGUUGUAAUCAGAACAAGGCCAACAGCACACUUUGCUUCAAAGAAUAUUAAGAUUGAUUCAGAGAAUAAUUCUAUUACAAUCACAAAGCUAAAGGAUGAGGAAAUGGGAGUGAUCAAUAACCAACAGGAAUCAUGGCAGUUUAAAUAUAGCAAAAUAUUACACAAUUCAAGCCAAGAAGAUGUCUUUGAUUACUGUGGAAGACCAGUUAUUUCCAGCAUUGUGGAAGGAUACAAUGGUACUAUCAUGUGUUAUGGUCAGACUGGAGCAGGGAAAACAUUUUCAAUGACUGGAGGACCUUCAAACUAUAAAUAUAGAGGAAUCAUUCCAAGAACACUAUCUCUGAUGUUUCAAGAAGUAGAUUCAAGAUUUGAUCAACAAGUGACAGUUAGAGUUUCAUACAUUGAGAUUUAUAAUGAGCUUAUGUUUGAUUUGCUUUCUCCUAUUCCAACUCAUGAGCAAUCAGGAAAUAUUUCUAUUGUAGAAGACAUUAGUGGAAAUAUCAAAGUAAAAGGUCUAACAAUGCAUGCCUGUGCAAAUGAGGAAGAAGCCCUCAGCCUGCUCUUCGAAGGAGACACCAACCGCACGGUCAGCCAGCACGAACUCAACAAAAAUUCGUCUAGAUCCCAUUGCAUCUUCACUCUGCAUGUCGAAAGCAAGUCGAGAGUGGAAAGCACGGAGAAAGUUCAUGUGAGCAAGCUGCACUUGGUAGACUUGGCUGGAAGUGAGAGGACCAAGAAGACUGGCUCUAGCGGGAUUACCCUCAAAGAAGCAGCUUUUAUCAACAAAUCUCUGAGUUUCCUCGAACAAGUUGUGGUUGCAGUUUGUGAUAAGCAUCGUGAUCAUGUUCCAUAUCGCCAAAGUAAAUUAACUAAUCUCUUGAAAGAUUCGAUUGGUGGUAAUUGCAAAACAUUAAUGAUUGCCAACAUUUGGCCAGAAAUUUCUAACCUUGAAGAGACAAUAUCUACUUGUAAGUUUGCCACCAGAAUGAUGAGAGUUCAUAACAAAGCCAUUGUAAAUGUAAAUCAGGAUCCAGAAGUGUUACUCAAAAAGUAUGAGAGAGAAAUCAGAGAUCUGAAGCAUGAGUUAAACCAGACUUAUGUUCCAGAACCUCCAGAGAAGCUUUUUGAUCUUGCUAGGCAAUUCCUCACUGGAAGUAUCGAUGACAUUGAUGACCUUCCUUCUAUCCGCUACUGCAGAGAUCUGAUGCACCAGAUGAAGCUGGUCUAUAAGAAGCUUGAAAUGAACGCUAGAGUAGGAUCUAGUAGAAGAGGAGAUAGACCAGGAGAUGGCAUUGAAGGCAUUGGAGAACCUCCAAUGGAUCCUGCCGAGCUAGAAAGACGUAAGACCCUCAUUGAAGAAGAAGGAGUUGGAGAGGAAGAAGAAGGAGCAGCAGGAUUCGGAGUAGGAAAAGCUCCCAAAGAAUCAAAGCCACAGCAUAAAUUAGAAAUGAUGGACGAUGGAGAUCAUCAACCAGAAGAUGAUGAAGAAUCUAAAGAGGAGAAUGAAGGAGAGGGGUCUGAAAUGGGACAUCCUUCAAGAAAGAGUAAAAGACCAAAGAGAAAGCAACUAAAAUCUAAGCAAGAAGCUUUCAAGGAAUAUAAAGAAGAUGAAGGAAAGCAACUUGAAGAAGAUAUCAGAACAAAUAGAAGUGAUCUUAGAGAGAAAAAGGAAGAAAUGUCAAAACUAAGAGAAGUCUGCAAUGGAGCUAAGAAAGAUAUUGACAACCUUAAGGCAAAACUUGAAGAGAAAAAUGAAGAAAAGCAAAAAUCUCUUGAGCUUGAUGGGGAAGAAGACGUAAUUGAUGAAGAAGAAUACAAUAUUUUGAGACAGCUCAAAGAGCACAAGAAGUUAUAUAGAGAAAACUUUGAUAAAUUCAAGUCGCUCAAGGGUGACGCAUUCUUCAUUCAGAAUAACAUUGACCAACUCAAGGAGCAAUUGAUAUUCAAGUUUGAAGUAUGGUACGAUGAGAACUUUGAUCCACCAGCUGGAUCCAAAGAAGCAAUGAAGCCAAUAGAUCCCGAUUUCUCUGAAAAAGCAUAGAUUAAAUUCAAAAUCAUCAAUGGUUAAUUCAA
This is a messenger RNA of Moneuplotes crassus, 2131 nucleotides long. Lineage: Eukaryota; Ciliophora; Spirotrichea; Euplotida; Euplotidae. The record is from the annotation of a GenBank genome assembly.